Molecule: messenger RNA, 1449 nt
Organism: Lodderomyces margitis
Lineage: Eukaryota; Fungi; Ascomycota; Pichiomycetes; Serinales; Debaryomycetaceae
Exons: 1
Coding region: 1-1449 (482 amino acids)
Source: RefSeq, a predicted model, not a curated record
AUGACUUCAGUUAUUGCAUAUAUCCAUUCAAGUAUUAUCUUGUGCCUACAACAGUUGCAAAGAUACAUGCUCUACCCAUACAAUUUGAAGUUAAUGCCACCAUCUCAAAGAAGGAUUGGGCAUAAUGGAGCUACAUUAAUGGUUGAUUCCCCACCACUAGGAGUUGGUUUUAUUGAUCCAUUUUUAAGUCACUACAAUAAUGUAUCUGUUUCAAAGUUGUCUUUUACGGAUCAACUACUAGGUCCACACAAAGACGAUGGAUUCGAUUAUAUGUCUUAUCUAUUUGGAUUGGCGUUGGCAACACUUUUAGGUUUGUUUGUAUUAAAGUUGGUGAUUUCAAAAUGGAGUCAAAAAAGAGAUUAUAUUGCAAUAGACCUGGUGCCUAUUGCUGAACAAAUAGUGAAUGAAGAUGAUGUUGAACUAGAUAGAAGAUUUGAACUGAUGAUACAGGCUUCUACAUUUAGUGAUAUUGUUGAGCAAACAAUUGGUGACACUAUUAAUCAGCUGCUUUCGCCUCAGCAGACGACAAUAUCAGGUACUGGAGAGUUUGAAAACUAUAACGUCGAUGGUGGAGAAUUUGCUAGAGAUAUACUUGAUAUUAGCUCUUUUGGGGAUUUGUUACUGCAACAAAAGGGUAGAGCGUAUGCAUCAAAUGGAAUUGACGCUGAAGAUAUACAAAUUGGACAACCAACAAAAGUAGCCACAACAACCUCGGUUUCAUCACUGGGUACAAUGCCAUCCAACUGUAAUGAAUCCAACCUUCCACAACAAGACGACCAAGAAGAGCCCAUAACUCCCGAAUUUGAAUCGCAUUUGGCACCAAACAACUUGAAGAAUGCAGAUGGUUAUAAUGGUGUUCAUUUCACUUCUUUCAAUCACAAUUUUAAUCACAAUCUUGACCUUGAUCUUGUGUUAUACCCCCUGAAUGAAUCCUUCACUCUAUUCCAACUGUGGAAUCCACGACCAUUAUUGGUAAACUCGGCAUCGCCGUCAUUAUCGUCCUCUUCUUCAUUUAUAUCAAGACCAAAUUCUGUUAGUAGAUCUCCUUAUUGUGGCAGUGCUACUGCAGGUGGUUUUGGUGGCCACGAUUAUAAUCAUGGAAAAGUCAAAAGUUUUAAGUUUGGUUAUGAUAUUACCGGGUAUACUCCCUCUGCGCGUUUGGCUAAUUUACAUCGACUGUUGUCACUGCUGCUGCCUUUGAAUAGAAAUGAUCAAGAAGGACACAGGGAUGAAGAUGGAGAUACAAAAUGGGUUGAUGUUGUUGAUAGCAUAAUUGAGAAAGGAAAGGAGGAAGAGGCUGGAGGGAAUAAGCACCAAACUGUUAAGACUGAUCAUUUGGGUGAGGAAAACUUAAGUUAUGAGGCACUUGUCUUUGAUGAUGAUGGCAAUGUUGAACAAAGGAAACGUUUUCUACCUAAAUUUAAACCACCUAUUUAUGCUGAGUAUUGA